UGUGCCAGCGGACCGAGAAGUGUUUGUGACUACUCCUUACAAACACUCAGACUUCUGCAUGUGUCGAAAUUGUUGAUAUAACGCAGAGAAAAAAAGAGGAAAUGAGUCUUUCCGUGCUCUCAUCUUCUGCCACAGCGAGUUGAAACGAGUAGGACGGCCGCAGGAAAACACACGAAGGUGACAUGAGGGACCGACUUAUUGAGCUGCAGAACUCCAAACCUGCAGAAGAGGAGCACGGGCCCGAGGAGAGCAAUGACCAUCCCACAGGUGACGAUGGCGAGCUUCUGGAGCAACAAGCCAUCAUGUUUGAGGGCGAGGAUGUGAUGGACAUGGUCUACAAGGACGUGCAGGCGAUGAGGAAGGAGAUACUGCUGCUCAGACUGGACGUGAAGCGUCUAGGGAAGCAGAACACCAGGUUCCUCACGUCUGUCCGGAGGUUCAGCAGCAUCAAACGGGACUCCAACGCACUCGGACGGGACAUCAAGGCCAGAGGGGAGGCCAUUUACGCUCGGUUGGAGCGGCUGGGGAAGCUGAGCAAAGAGCUGGAAGAGGACAACGGGCCAACUUCAGCUGUGGCUCGCAUGGUGCGCUCACAGUAUGUGUCUCUAACCGCCGCUUUCCGAGAUGCCAUGUCUGAGUACAACGAGGCUGAGAUGGUCCAGAGGGAGAACUGCAAGACCCGCAUCCAGAGGCAAGCCGAGAUCAUGGGCAAGGAGGUGAGUAGGGAGCAGAUCGACGAGAUGAUCGAGACGGGCAAGUGGAACGUCUUCUCGGAUAAUCUCCUCCUGGAGGGGAGGACUGCCAGAUCUGCCCUCAAUGAGAUCGAGAACCGGCACAAGGAGCUGCUGGAGCUGGAGAGCCGCAUCAGGGACAUUCAGGAGCUUUUCCUCCAGAUGGCCCAGCUGGUGGAGGAACAGGGCCACAUGCUGGACAACAUAGAGGCCAAUGUAACUGGAACUCAGGACUACGUUGUGAAGGCCAGGGUCCAGAUCAAGAAGGCCGUGGUAUACAAGAAAAACAACCCAUGCAAGAAACUGUUUUGUUGUUGCUUCCCUUGUUGCAAAUGAGACAGCAUGAAUGUUCUAUUUUUCCUCAGCGUCUCGAGAACAUUGAUCGGCUUGCUUUGCAAAAAAUGCCUCCAAUGUCUUGCUUUAGCUUGUGUAUUUAUUUACUCUUGUAUAGUUCUGUCCACUGAGCUGGUCUGAGAGACUUUGUCUUCGGUUCAGACCACACGUCCACAUGCAAAUGUAUACAGUGAGAUAUGGUUGCUACAUUUCCUGAUUGCUACAGAGAACUGCUUUGCAUGAUCACUGUGAAGACAUCUGAGCGUAUAAUUCAAUGGAGAACUCUCAGCUUUGUCCUUCAAAAAACGUUGUAAUGUUAUAUGAGAUAUUUAAUUGAUGUAAAUAAAUGCCUUAGAGUGACUUUUUAAAUCGA
This is a messenger RNA of Larimichthys crocea (large yellow croaker), 1437 nucleotides long. It is a transcript of the gene stx11a, whose product is annotated as syntaxin 11a. Lineage: Eukaryota; Metazoa; Chordata; Actinopteri; Sciaenidae. Bases 183 to 1067 code for a protein of 294 amino acids. The transcript has 2 exons. The record is from RefSeq and is a predicted model, not a curated record. Gene Ontology annotation, molecular function: SNARE binding; SNAP receptor activity. Gene Ontology annotation, biological process: exocytosis; synaptic vesicle fusion to presynaptic active zone membrane; intracellular protein transport. Gene Ontology annotation, cellular component: plasma membrane; presynaptic active zone membrane; synaptic vesicle.